AUGGAGUUUGGAGAAAGGAAAAGGAGAAGGAAGUCUCAAAGCUAUAAAUUGGUGAAGGAUCAAGAGUUUGAUCCAAUGUAUUUUGACAGCUCUGUCAAUAGAGAUGUCAAUGGAGAGUCUAAAGAUGCAGCUGUGCCAGAGGUCUGGCUGGAGGAUGAGGGCAUGGAGAUCAAGAAACAAAUCACAGGGAUGAUGAGGCUGUUGAGUGACAAAGCUGGUCGGAUUUAUCAACGUGUUGGAUCAGAGGGGGACAGCCUAAAACAGGAGCCCCAGGAGAUGCACCAGAGCUGGGCACAACCAGUUACCUUCCCUCUUGUAUCGGAAGACCACCAGCUAUGUGUGUGGAGUUCGACAGGGGAACCAGUUUCCGCUCUGUCAUCAAAUACCACCUCAGUGCCUAAUGGGCAAGGCUAUAAUCAGUACAGCACACGUUCCAAAACCCUGAGGAUGCUCAACAACGCCAAGGGAGCAGUCAAAACUAAUGAUGUUCCCCCUGUUGAUGUUGAAGCUCCCUGCUGCAUGUGUAACUGUAAGAGCACCUUGGAGGCUAUUCUACAGGAACUACGUGGCAUGAGAAGGCUAAUGCAGGUGCAGAGAGGAUCCCAGGACCAACAACAGUCAAUAUCUCCAUGCCCCCCAUGCCCUGUGCCAUCACAGCGUCGUAGACCGCGUAAGAGGAGACCUGUCCACAAGGUGGCACCCUUGAGUACACCUAGUAAAAGAAUUGUUGCCCCCCUCCGGCCACCCUACUCAACUGUCACUUUACCCCCCGAGCCCGGAGGAACAAGGGUAAUAAAGAGAGAGAGAAUCUCCUCCCCAGCCUCACCAGUCCCACCUGAUGUCACAACCGUGCAAGCACAGAACAAGCCCAGCGCUGUCAUUGGUCCACACAGCCCUCACUAUGGGCAACCCAGGGCACAGCAGUCCUCUGAGUCUGACGUGCUUUUGGCAGAGGAGUAUGAUGUUGUCAUCCCCAAGACCCAGCUGGACUCUAUCCUGGUGAACUACACACGCUCAGGCAGCCUGCUUUUCAGGAAGCUGGUGUGUGCCUUUUUUGAUGAUGCUACUCUGGCUAAUUCACUUCCCAAUGGCAAGAGGAAGAGAGGACUUAAUGACCACCGCAAAGGCUUGGACCAGAACAUAGUGGGGGCCAUCAAAGUGUUUACAGAGAAGUACUGCACUGCUAACAGAAUAGAGAAACUUCCUGGCCCUCGAGACUGGGUGCAGAUCUUGCAGGACCAAAUCAAGCUAGCCAGAAGACGGCUAAAGAGAGGCUGUAACUCUGGGAAUUCAGCCAGUUUGAUUGAGGCGAGGAAGAAUGUGACAGAUUAA
Molecule: messenger RNA, 1332 nt
Organism: Hypomesus transpacificus
Lineage: Eukaryota; Metazoa; Chordata; Actinopteri; Osmeriformes; Osmeridae
Gene: bend7
Product: BEN domain containing 7
Exons: 9
Coding region: 1-1332 (443 amino acids)
Molecular function (GO): DNA binding
Source: RefSeq, a predicted model, not a curated record